AGCUCCAGAGUCAGAGCCCAGGCGGGUUUGUUAGUGUAGGUAGCUUGGCCGCCGCCCGCAGUUGCCCGCACCCGUUUCCCGCGCCCCCGCCGAAGUAGGCGAGAAAUUUAUCAUCAUCAUUGCUGAUUCCAGCCAACCACCGCCCAGCCAGAGAAACCCGCAACAACCUCGUCCGAGAACCACCGAGUAGUAGCGUCACACUCAUUUUCGGCCACAGCCUUUCCUGUCACCACCACCACCUCAAACACCCGACCGACCCGCGCAAUUGACCUUUUCCGCGACAGCCAACCCAAACAAAAACAAAAAUGUUCCGCACCGCCGCCCUCACUGCCGCCCGCGUGGCCCGUCCCGCCGUCGCCUCCGCCGUCCGCGCUGGUGUUGCCCGUCCUGCUUUUGUCCAGGCCGUCCCCAAGGUCGCUGCCUUCCAGGCUGUCCGGUUUUACAGCGCCGGUGGUCACCUCAAGAAGGAUGAGGUCUUUAGCAGGAUUGCGCAGGUGUUGAGUGGAUUUGACAAGGUCAACGACCCCAAGAACAUCACCGAGACCGCCCACUUCGCCAACGACCUCGGUCUUGACAGUUUGGACACCGUUGAGGUUGUCAUGGCUAUUGAGGAGGAGUUCUCCAUCGAGAUCCCCGACAAGGACGCCGACCAGAUCCACUCGGUCGACAAGGCCGUCGAGUACAUCUUGAGCCAGCCCGAUGCCAACUAAAAAGUCCUCUGUUCCGUUCCUUGUUCGAGCGUUUUAGAAACCCCACUACUUGCGCAAAUAUAAAGCAUACUUCUUCUCCCUACCCUUCUUACCUACCUUACCUUUUCACCUCUAUCCUUAUCCUUAACUAGAUCGAUUCGAAACAUAUCUUUGUCAUUGUUUGAGAUUCGAUUCGAUCUGUGUACCAU
This is a messenger RNA of Neurospora hispaniola, 898 nucleotides long. RefSeq names its product mitochondrial acyl carrier protein. Gene Ontology annotation, cellular component: mitochondrion. Lineage: Eukaryota; Fungi; Ascomycota; Sordariomycetes; Sordariales; Sordariaceae. Gene Ontology annotation, molecular function: acyl binding; acyl carrier activity. The record is from RefSeq and is a predicted model, not a curated record. The coding region runs from base 306 to 710 and encodes 134 amino acids. Gene Ontology annotation, biological process: fatty acid biosynthetic process. The transcript has 4 exons.